AUGAGAUGCGGGAUCAUUGCAGAAAACUGGACCGCUGCGAUGCUCGAAGUCGACGACGUGGUGGACGUGGAGCUCGUCGAGCUCGUUGACGAUGUACUAGAGGUGGAGCUCGUGGAACUCGUAGACGAGGUACUGGACGUGGUGGACGUAGAACUGGUCGAGCUCGUGCUGCUGGUGGAGCUAGUAGAGCUGGUCGACGAGGUACUCGAGCUGCUCGAGGUGCUCGAGGUUGAAGAAGUGCUCGAAGUCGAGCUCGUGGAUGAAGUGCUCGAAGUCGAAGACGUGGUGGACGUGGAGCUCGUCGAGCUCGUUGACGAUGUACUAGAGGUGGAGCUCGUGGAACUCGUGGACGAGGUACUGGACGUGGUGGACGUAGAACUGGUCGAGCUCGUGCUGCUGGUGGAGCUGGUAGAGCUGGUCGACGAGGUACUCGAGCUGCUCGAGGUGCUCGAGGUUGAAGAAGUGCUCGAAGUCGAGCUCGUGGAAGACGUGCUCGAAGUCGAGCUCGUGGUGGACGUGGAGCUUGUCGAGCUCGUUGACGAUGUACUAGAGGUGGAGCUCGUGGAACUCGUAGACGAGGUACUGGACGUGGUGGACGUAGAACUGGUCGAGCUCGUGCUGCUGGUGGAGCUGGUAGAGCUGGUCGACGAGCUCGUCGAGCUCGUUGACGAUGUACUAGAGGUGGAGCUCGUGGAACUCGUAGACGAGGUACUGGACGUGGUGGACGUAGAACUGGUCGAGCUCGUGCUGCUGGUGGAGCUGGUAGAGCUGGUCGACGAGGUACUCGAGCUGCUCGAGGUGCUCGAGGUUGAAGAAGUGCUCGAAGUCGAGCUCGUGGAUGAAGUGCUCGAAGUCGAGCUCGUGGUGGACGUGGAGCUUGUCGAGCUCGUUGACGAUGUACUAGAGGUGGAGCUCGUGGAACUCGUAGACGAGGUACUGGACGUGGUGGACGUAGAACUGGUCGAGCUCGUGCUGCUGGUGGAGCUGGUAGAGCUGGUCGACGAGGUACUCGAGCUGCUCGAGGUGCUCGAGGUUGAAGAAGUGCUCGAAGUCGAGCUCGUGGAUGAAGUGCUCGAAGUCGAAGACGUGGUGGACGUGGAGCUCGUCGAGCUCGUUGACGAUGUACUAGAGGUGGAGCUCGUGGAGCUCGUAGACGAGGUACUGGACGUGGUGGACGUAGAACUGGUCGAGCUCGUGCUGCUGGUGGAGCUAGUAGAGCUGGUCGACGAGGUACUCGAGCUGCUCGAGGUGCUCGAGGUUGAAGAAGUGCUCGAAGUCGAGCUCGUGGAUGAAGUGCUCGAAGUCGAGCUCGUGGUGGACGUGGAGCUGGUGGACGAGGUGCUUGAGGUGGACGAGGUGGAGACGAUCUCACGAGAGCAUGCGAUAGACCUGCCCACAUCGACAUGA
Messenger RNA from Monosiga brevicollis MX1, 1407 nucleotides. RefSeq lists its product as uncharacterized. Lineage: Eukaryota; Choanoflagellata; Craspedida; Salpingoecidae. The coding region runs from base 1 to 1407 and encodes 468 amino acids. The transcript is spliced from 3 exons. The record is from RefSeq and is a predicted model, not a curated record.